CAGGCAGAGAUACUCACUCGCUGUACACCGUAUGGGGCGGUGCUAGUACUUUUCCCACUCUGUCAUACCGGCUUGUUCAGUUGGAGGCAUCUUGAAGUUUUUCAGCACUUGCAUUCAGGAGCUCUACCUUUGACAGCCCCGUCUGACUUCACAAGUAAAUCCCGCAUACAAACAAAAUGGCAGACCCCUGGCAGAGGGCAUAUGACUUUGCUGUUGAAGUGGCAAGGAAAGCUGGAGAGGAAGUCAGAAAGGCCGGGGAGAGCGAAAUAAAGGUCAUGACAAAGAGCUCCACCGUAGACCUCGUCACUAAGACCGAUGAGAGGGUGGAGAAGAUCAUCAUCGGGUCUCUUAAAGAAGAAUUCGGACCAGACGUGCACUGUUUCAUUGGAGAGGAGUCCGUCGCAAAGGGCGAGGCGUGUAUCUUAACCGACAAACCUACAUGGAUCAUAGACCCUGUGGACGGCACCACGAACUUCGUGCACGGAUUCCCGUUUGUGGCUGUGUCUAUUGCCUUUGCUGUCAAUAAGGAGUUGGAGUUCGGUGUGGUGUACAGCUGCUUGGAGGACAAGAUGUAUAAAGCGAGAAAGGGGAAGGGAGCUUUCUGCAAUGAUGAAAAAAUUGAGGUGUCCGAUGUUACAGCUAUCAAUAAGUCUAUUAUCAUCUCUGAGCAUGGAACCGACAGGAGCCCGGAAAAAGUAAACAAGAUCUUCUCCACCAUGCAGAAGAUCCUCUGCAUCCCAGUGCACGGGCUUCGUGGGUCCGGCACAGCUGCCACUAAUAUGUGUCUGGUGGCGACGGGGGCGGUGGAGGCCUUCUUCGAGAUCGGGAUCCACUGCUGGGACAUUGCUGCUGGAGCAGUUAUAGUCAAAGAAGCCGGAGGAGUGCUACUGGAUGUUGACGGGGGACCGUUCGAUUUGAUGUCUCGAAGGAUGGUUUCAGCAAACAACGAGGUUAUUGCUAAGCGGAUCAUCAAGGAAAUUGAAAUAUUCCCAGCGGUGAGGGACGACGCUCCCAUCCAGAAGCAAUGAGAAUGCAAUUCGAAAUGAGUGCCAGAAGAGAAAGUCUAUCGCUGUAUAUCAUAAAUAAAGUUACCGUUGCUGUAAUCAA
This is a messenger RNA of Larimichthys crocea (large yellow croaker), 1107 nucleotides long. RefSeq names its product inositol monophosphatase 1. Lineage: Eukaryota; Metazoa; Chordata; Actinopteri; Sciaenidae. The coding region runs from base 177 to 1028 and encodes 283 amino acids. Gene Ontology annotation, molecular function: inositol monophosphate 1-phosphatase activity. The transcript is spliced from 9 exons. Gene Ontology annotation, biological process: phosphatidylinositol phosphate biosynthetic process; signal transduction; inositol metabolic process. The record is from RefSeq and is a predicted model, not a curated record.